CGCCGGAGGAUUGAUAUAUGACAUGUGGCCUCUCCGGAGUCUUUGAAAAAUUCAAUAGUACAAGUGAUGCUGAACCAGUGAUAGUAUCAGUAACAACAAACGGCGAUGGAAACUGUCGAAAUUUCUCUUUUCCGUAUUCUACGAAAAUAAAUAAGAGACCCGGAAUACGUGGUAGUCGUGAUCUUUGGACAAGCGACGAUAUCACGCGGAUUUAAUCAUUUUCGCGUGACACGCUCGUUUCUUGCCAAUUUCAUCGAUCAAGGUUGCUGUCUGUACACGUAUCUCGACGCGGAGAAAACAAAGCCUUUUUUUUUACAUGGCUCUUACAAAAAGAUUAAUCGUACUUUUUGCAUAUUCCCCUAGAGAAAUUGACAAAGUGUUGAGCGUUGUAUCUCUAAAACCUCCACUAUCUCUCUUGUAAAUGUUACAAAUGACAAAUUGCUAAUGUUUUGACAGUCAAAAUCUUUUGACUGUAGCGAGGAAGACUUUGUACUUACGAGUAUAAGAACAAUACCAAAAGAAUAUGAGCUCGCAUCAUCACUUGAAUUCAUCAUCCGGUGAAAUAGAUCAUGUUCACUUUGUCUCCGAGGAUAUCGGAGCUUUGUACCUCUCCGAGGAAUAUUCGGAUGUAACGAUAGUGGUGGCGGGUCACAAAUUCUAUAGCCACAAACUCAUUCUUGCUGCACGUAGCGAGUAUUUUCGGGCACUGCUGUUUGGCGGCAUGAAAGAAUCUGCGCAAAAUGAAAUAGAAUUGAAUGCCUCCUCGUUGCCUGCAUUUAAAAACUUGCUCAAAUAUAUAUACACUGGACGUAUGUCUCUGGCUAACGAACGCGAUGAGACGAUACUCGAUAUUCUUGCAUUAGCACAUUUAUAUGGAUUUGUGGACCUUGAAGCUGCUAUAUCUGAUUAUCUUAGAGAAAUAUUAAACAUAAAGAAUAUAUGUUCAAUUCUAGAUACCGCACUUUUAUAUCAAUUAGAAUUUCUAACUAAUGUUUGCUUUGAGUAUAUGGAUAAACAAGCGUCUGACAUUAUUAAACAUGAGAGUUUUCUACAAUUAAGUCCAACAGCUUUAAGCGAAUUAAUCUCCAGGGAUUCGUUUUAUGUACCAGAAAUAGACAUUUUUUUAGCCAUGCAUUUAUGGAUCAAAGCCAAUCCCGAAGUUGAUAAUAGGAAAGUUAUAGCUCAGUUAAGAUUGAGUUUAAUUAAUCGCAAAGACCUUUCGAAAGUUGUAAGAAACACAUUCGUAUCAGACGCAAAAAUUUUAGACGCAAUUGAAGAACAAGACGAUCUAGGUACUUUAGGACUACCUUAUCGCGGUCGUUUGCUGAUCGACGAAAAUGUUGCCCAUCCAAUGCAUGAUGCCCAAGUGUUACAAGGAGAAAUGCGUAGCUAUCUACUUAAUGGAGAUACCAACAACUAUGAUAUGGAACGUGGUUAUACAAGGCAUACCAUAACUGACACACACGAACAUGGAAUUCUAAUAAAAUUGGGGACACAAUAUAUCAUAAAUCAUAUAAAAAUGUUACUAUGGGAUCGAGAUAUGCGCUCCUAUUCUUAUUUCAUAGAGGGAUCCAUGGAUCAAGUGAAGUGGAUCAGACUUGUCGAUUAUACAGAGUAUUCUUGUCGCAGUUGGCAAUAUUUAUAUUUUCAACCAAGAGUGAUUCUUUAUAUUCGUAUUGUAGGAACAAAUAACACAGUUAAUAAGGUUUUUCAUGUUGUCAAUUUUGAAGCAUAUUAUACAAAUCAUACAGAGCAACUUUCCAAAGGUGUUAUUGUACCAACACAAAAUGUUGCUCUUGCGGAGAAAAGUGCAUGUGUCAUUGAAGGUGUGAGCAGGUCACGUAAUAAUUUACUCAAUGGAGAUGUAACUAAUUAUGAUUGGGAUAGUGGUUAUACAUGUCAUCAACUUGGCUCUGGAUCUAUUUUAGUGCAAUUAGGCCAACCGUAUAUGAUCGAUUCUAUGCGAUUACUACUUUGGGACUGCGAUAAUCGCUCCUAUUCGUACACGAUAGAAGUAUCGGGCAAUUCCUGGAAUUGGGUAAUGGUUGCUGAUAAAAGAAAGGAGUCAUGUCGAUCUUGGCAAAUAAUACACUUUCAUCCACCCCGUCCAAUAGUUUUUAUACGUAUAGUGGGAACUCACAAUACUGCAAAUGAGGUGUUUCAUUGCGUUCACUUUGAAUGUCCAGCGCAAUCUGAUGAUAAAUCUCCGAAAUCGCCAAUACAACGAGGGCAUUUGUCAACAUCAUCGGAUAACAGCAACACUCCCUUACCUCCUCCUCCUCCGCCUCCCGAAGUAGCUACGGAAGCAGUUCAUAUCGACAGUGAUGAAUAAAGUAAAGAGUAAGUAAUAUAAUAGCAAAAAACACAAGUAACUCUAUCGAUGAUUCUGAUGAUAGUUGCCACUCUUAUUCUUCGAGCUAGAAUUUGAAUGAUUCAUCAAAUGACCUCGAUAUAACUUUUUAAGACUGUUCAAUAAUAUAAAUUGAAUAUUGAAUUGUAAUUAAUCGUCUUGUUCCUCGUUUACAAAUUCUACUUUUGUUUCUUCAUCACUUUCGACUUUAAAUAAUACGUACACGACGGCUGCCAAUUUCAUAAUCACAGAGAUAUACAAAUUAGUCAUAUUUUAUAUAUAAAAAUACUCAAUAUUUUUGUAACGCUAUAGUAGAUUUUUUACUUUGAUUCGUAUGUAAAGUUUUAUUUUUUUUAUGAGAAAAUGGCUGUAAUAUUUAAAAGUGUAUUGUUAUUGAACGUGUGAUGUUUU
Messenger RNA from Camponotus floridanus (Florida carpenter ant), 2761 nucleotides. It is a transcript of the gene BTBD9, whose product is annotated as BTB/POZ domain-containing protein 9. Bases 524 to 2332 code for a protein of 602 amino acids. Gene Ontology annotation, molecular function: protein binding. NCBI's taxonomy places the organism in Eukaryota, Metazoa, Arthropoda, Insecta, Hymenoptera, Formicidae. The record is from RefSeq and is a predicted model, not a curated record. The transcript has 9 exons. Gene Ontology annotation, biological process: adult locomotory behavior; modulation of chemical synaptic transmission; circadian behavior.